GAAUGAACUUCCGGGUAAGGACAGAUCUGCUUCCGGGUGAUGAGGCUGCAGUAUGGGGUCUGCCAGGAUCUUUAUCCAGAGUGACUGGCAACAAGCCCUGCGGUGAGGGGGGAUACUGCCCACUGCAAUAUAUAGUGAUACAGAGUAUCCCAUGAUGAUCAGACUGUGUAUAUACUGAUACAGAGUAUACCAUGAUAAUCAGACUGUGUAUAUAGUGAUACAGAGUAUACCAUGAUAAUCAGACUGUGUAUAUACUGAUACAGAGUAUACCAUGAUAAUCAGACUGUGUAUAUACUGAUACAGAGUAUCCCAUGAUAAUCAGACUGUGUAUAUAGUGAUACAGAGUAUACUAUGAUAAUCAGACUGUGUAUAUAUAGUGAUACAGAGUAUACCAUGAUAAUCAGACUGUGUAUAUACUGAUACAGAGUAUACCAUGAUAAUCAGACUGUGUAUAUAGUGAUACAGAGUAUACCAUGAUAAUCAGACUGUGUAUAUACUGAUACAGAGUAUACCAUGAUAAUCAGACUGUGUAUAUAUACUGAUACAGAGUAUACCAUGAUAAUCAGACUGUAUAUAUAGUGAUACAGAGUAUACCAUGAUAAUCAGACUGUGUAUAUACUGAUACAGAGUAUCCCAUGAUAAUCAGACUGUGUAUAUACUGAUACAGAGUAUACCAUGAUAAUCAGACUGUAUAUAUAGUGAUACAGAGUAUCCCAUGAUAAUCAGACUGUGUAUAUAGUGAUACAGAGUAUACCAUGAUAAUCAGACUGUGUAUAUACUGAUACAGAGUAUACCAUGAUAAUCAGACUGUGUAUAUACUGAUACAGAGUAUCCCAUGAUAAUCAGACUGUGUAUAUAGUGAUACAGAGUAUACUAUGAUAAUCAGACUGUGUAUAUAUAGUGAUACAGAGUAUACCAUGAUAAUCAGACUGUGUAUAUACUGAUACAGAGUAUACCAUGAUAAUCAGACUGUGUGUAUAUAGUGAUACAGAGUAUACCAUGAUAAUCAGACUGUAUAUAUAGUGAUACAGAGUAUCCCAUGAUAAUCAGACUGUGUAUAUACUGAUACAGACUAUCCCAUGAUAAUCAGACUGUGUAUAUAGUGAUACAGAGUAUACCAUGAUAAUCAGACUGUGUAUAUAGUGAUACAGACUAUCCCAUGAUAAUCAGACUAUGUAUAUAUAGUGAUACAGAGUAUCCCAUGAUAAUCAGACUGUGUAUAUAGUGAUACAGAGUAUCCCAUGAUAAUCAGACUGUGUAUAUAUAGUGAUACAGAGUAUCCCAUGAUAAUCAGACUGUGUAUAUAGUGAUACAGAGUAUCCCAUGAUAAUCAGAAUGUGUAUAUAGUGAUACAGAGUAUCCCAUGAUAAUCAGACUGUGUAUAUAUAGUGAUAUAGAGUGUACCAUGAUAAUCAGACUGUGUAUAUAGUAAUACAGAGUAUCCCAUGAUAAUCAGACUGUAUAUAUACUGAUACAGAGUAUACCAUGAUAAUCAGACUGUAUAUAUACUGAUACAGAGUAUACCAUGAUAAUCAGACUGUAUAUAUAGUGAUACAGAGUAUACCAUGAUAAUCAGACUGUGUAUAUACUGAUACAGAGUAUCCCAUGAUGAUCAGACUGUGUAUAUACUGAUACAGAGUAUACCAUGAUAAUCAGACUGUGUAUAUAUACUGAUACAGAGUAUACCAUGAUAAUCAGACUGUAUAUAUAGUGAUACAGAGUAUACCAUGAUAAUCAGACUGUGUAUAUACUGAUACAGAGUAUCCCAUGAUAAUCAGACUGUGUAUAUACUGAUACAGAGUAUACCAUGAUAAUCAGACUGUAUAUAUAGUGAUACAGAGUAUCCCAUGAUAAUCAGACUGUGUAUAUAGUGAUACAGAGUAUACCAUGAUAAUCAGACUGUGUAUAUACUGAUACAGAGUAUCCCAUGAUAAUCAGACUGUGUAUAUAGUGAUACAGAGUAUACUAUGAUAAUCAGACUGUGUAUAUAUAGUGAUACAGAGUAUACCAUGAUAAUCAGACUGUGUAUAUACUGAUACAGAGUAUACCAUGAUAAUCAGACUGUGUAUAUAGUGAUACAGAGUAUACCAUGAUAAUCAGACUGUAUAUAUAGUGAUACAGAGUAUCCCAUGAUAAUCAGACUGUGUAUAUACUGAUACAGAGUAUCCCAUGAUGAUCAGACUGUGUAUAUACUGAUACAGAGUAUCCUAUGAUAAUCAGACUGUAUAUAUAGUGAUACAGAGUAUACCAUGAUAAUCAGACUGUGUAUAUAGUGAUACAGAGUAUCCCAUGAUAAUCAGACUGUGUAUAUAGUGAUACAGACUAUCCCAUGAUAAUCAGACUGUGUAUAUAGUGAUACAGAGUAUACCAUGAUAAUCAGACUGUGUAUAUAGUGAUACAGACUAUCCCAUGAUAAUCAGACUGUGUAUAUAGUGAUACAGAGUAUCCCAUGAUAAUCAGACUGUGUAUAUAUAGUGAUACAGAGUAUCCCAUGAUAAUCAGACUGUGUAUAUAGUGAUACAGAGUAUCCCAUGAUAAUCAGAAUGUGUAUAUGGUAUUACAAGUAUCCAUGAUAAUCGAACUUCAUGUAUAUAUAGUAUUAUAGAGUGUACCAUGAUAAUCAGACUGUGUAUAUAGUAAUACAGAGUAUCCCAUGAUAAUCAGACUGUAUAUAUACUGAUACAGAGUAUACCAUGAUAAUCAGACUGUAUAUAUACUGAUACAGAUGAUACCAUGAUAAUCAGACUGUGUAUAUAGUGAUACAGAGUAUCCCAUGAUAAUCAGACUGUGUAUAUAGUGAUACAGAGUAUACCAUGAUAAUCAGACUAUGUAUAUAUAGUGAUACAGAGUAUACCAUGAUAAUCAGACUAUGUAUAUAUAGUGAUACAGAGUUUACCAUGAUAAUCAGACUGUAUAUAUAGUGAUACAGAGUAUCCCAUGAUAAUCAGACUGUGUAUAUAGUGAUACAGAGUAUCCCAUGAUAAUCAGACUGUGUAUAUAGUGAUACAGAGUAUACCAUGAUAAUCAGACUGUGUAUAUAGUGAUACAGAGUAUACCAUGAUAAUCAGACUGCACUAAAAAAUGAUACAGAGUAUCCCAUGAUAAUCAGACUGGAUGUAUAUAUACUGAUACAGAGUAUACCUUGAUAAUCAGACUGUGUAUAUAGUGAUACAGAGUAUACCAUGAUAAUCAGACUGUGUAUAUAGUGAUACAGAGUAUACCAUGAUAAUCAGACUGCAAUAAAAAAUGAUACAGAGUAUCCCAUGAUAAUCAGACUGGAUGUAUAUAUACUGAUACAGAGUAUACCUUGAUAAUCAGACUGUGUAUAUAGUGAUACAGAGUAUACCAUGAUAAUCAGACUGUAUAUAUAGUGAUACAGAGUAUACCAUGAUAAUCAGACUGUAUAUAUAGUGAUACAGAGUAUACAUGAUAAUCAGACUGUGUAUAUAGUGAUACAGAGUAUACCAUGAUAAUCAGACUGUGUAUAUAGUGAUACAGACUAUCCCAUGAUAAUCAGACUAUGUAUAUAUAGUGAUACAGAGUAUCCCAUGAUAAUCAGACUGUGUAUAUAGUGAUACAGAGUAUCCCAUGAUAAUCAGACUGUGUAUAUAUAGUGAUACAGAGUAUCCCAUGAUAAUCAGACUGUGUAUAUAGUGAUACAGAGUAUCCCAUGAUAAUCAGAAUGUGUAUAUAGUGAUCGGGAGUAUCCCAUGAUAAUCAGACUGUGUAUAUAUAGUGAUAUAGAGUGUACCAUGAUAAUCAGACUGUGUAUAUAGUAAUACAGAGUAUCCCAUGAUAAUCAGACUGUAUAUAUACUGAUACAGAGUAUACCAUGAUAAUCAGACUGUAUAUAUACUGAUACAGAUGAUACCAUGAUAAUCAGACUGUGUAUAUAGUGAUACAGAGUAUCCCAUGAUAAUCAGACUGUGUAUAUAGUGAUACAGAGUAUACCAUGAUAAUCAGACUGUGUAUAUAGUGAUACAGAGUAUACCAUGAUAAUCAGACUGCACUAAAAAAUGAUACAGAGUAUCCCAUGAUAAUCAGACUGGAUGUAUAUAUACUGAUACAGAGUAUACCUUGAUAAUCAGACUGUGUAUAUAGUGAUACAGAGUAUACCAUGAUAAUCAGACUGUGUAUAUAGUGAUACAGAGUAUACCAUGAUAAUCAGACUGCAAUAAAAAAUGAUACAGAGUAUCCCAUGAUAAUCAGACUGGAUGUAUAUAUACUGAUACAGAGUAUACCUUGAUAAUCAGACUGUGUAUAUAGUGAUACAGAGUAUACCAUGAUAAUCAGACUGUGUAUAUAGUGAUACAGAGUAUACCAUGAUAAUCAGACUGCAAUAAAAAAUGAUACAGAGUAUCCCAUGAUAAUCAGACUGGAUGUAUAUAUACUGAUACAGAGUAUACCUUGAUAAUCAGACUGUGUAUAUAGUGAUACAGAGUAUACCAUGAUAAUCAGACUGUAUAUAUAGUGAUACAGAGUAUACCAUGAUAAUCAGACUGUAUAUAUAGUGAUACAGAGUAUACAUGAUAAUCAGACUGUGUAUAUAGUGAUACAGAGUAUCCCAUGAUAAUCAGACUGUGUAUAUAUAGUGAUACAGAGUAUCCCAUGAUAAUCAGACUGUAUAUAUAGUGAUACAGAGUAUCCCAUGAUAAUCAGACUGUAUAUAUAGUGAUACAGAGUAUCCCAUGAUAAUCAGACUGUGUAUAUACUGAUACAGAGUAUACCAUGAUAAUCAGACUGUGUAUAUAGUGAUACAGAGUAUACCAUGAUAAUCAGACUGUGUAUAUAGUAAAACAUAGGAUACCAUGUGAUUAAUCAGGCAGAGCCUUCUCUCUCUGUCCAGUAACUGAGUGCAGAGCCUUCUCUCUCUGUCCAGUAACUGAGUGCAGAGCCUUCUCUCUCUGUCCAGUAACUGAGUGCAGAGCCUUCUCUCUUUGUCCAGUAACUGAGUGCAGAGCCUUCUUUUUCUGUCCAGUAACUGAGUGCAGAGCCUUCUCUCUCUGUCCAGUAACUGAGUGCAGAGCCUUCUCUCUCUGUCCAGUAACUGAGUGCAGAGCCUUCUCUCUCUGUCCAGUAACUGAGUGCAGAGCCUUCUCUCUCUGUCCAGUAACUGAGUGCAGAGCCUUCUCUCUCUGUCCAGUAACUGGAGUGCAGAGCCUUCUCUCUCUGUCCAGUAACUGGAGUGCAGAGCCUUCUCUCUCUGUCCAGUAACUGGAGUGCAGAGCCUUCUCUCUCUGUCUAGUAACUGGAGUGCAGAGCCUUCUCUCUCUGUCCAGUAACUGGAGUGCAGAGCCUUCUCUCUCUGUCCAGUAACUGGAGUGCAGAGCCUUCUCUCUCUGUCCAGUAACUGGAGUGCAGAGCCUUCUCUCCUUUUCUUCCUUAAUCCCGGAUGGGUUGUGGAGAGACUGGAUGUUAGAGAUAAUUUGCUAAGCUCUAUGUCUUGUGUCUGUUUAACAAACUAAUAAUAUGUUUUCUCUCCAGGAAGGCUGAUGGCGAAGCGUGGGUGUCGUGUAAGAUUGCAGGUAUGUUUAUUGUGAGUGAUGGUUUUAUUCCUGGCAGUGCCACCCUGACCUGUGUUCCCCAAGUGAUCCCAGCUGCCAUUUAACUAAUACUGUUUAUCGUUGCUUGUACAUAUUGCUGCAUUACACAUCGAUGGGCAGCUUGUUAAAUAAUGGCACCUUACAAAUAUUGAAUUCAAAUCCUGCAGGUAGAAAAUAAACCGUUUAAUUAAUGAGACGUCAAUUCACUGUAAUUUGUAAUUACACUGCUGAAAAUACAUUCUAUAAUUGUAUAAUACAGGAUAUAUUUAAUAUAUGAUACUAUAAUAACCAUGUCCUAAAGGACCCAGCAAUAACCAGCACAAUGUCUCAAAUGCACAUUUUGUUGGUUUAUAACAUUCGGUUUAUUCAAUGUGCAUUUUUUCUCAUUUUGACCUAGAAACCUGCAAUUCUCUUAUUAGUUCUCCACAAUUCCUAGUUUGUCAUUUCCUGCUUUGACGGCCACUAGACUGGUAUAGGAAUGUAUCACUUAACAAACACUGACCCACUUACUUAGUAAAGCCAGUAUUCAAAACGCAUUUCAUAUUUAAGGCCAGAUAAGAAGGGAAAGUGAAUUCUCACGCUAGUUAAAUACCGCUGUCAGUGGGGAUUGUCCUUUUUUUAUCACAAAGUCUCGCACUAAAAUGUGAAUGUUCUCUUUCACAGGGAAACCUACAAUUUAUGGAUGUCUGAAAUGCCUGGGGGUUGGUUCUGAUGGCAUUCCCCAUAUCACCUCCUCAGAUGAAUUUGUUGUACAUGCAGUCACAAAGGUACGUUGUAACUGCAUGUUGAAAUGAAAUUAAAGGAAAACUGCAGGCACCAUAACCACUUUACUCACCAAUUAACCCAGGUGUUCAAUCCCCAGCAGACUGCAGCCCUGUCUCUAACGACCAAAUGGCCACUUCAGUCCAUACCAGGGGUAGCAGGCAGUGAUAGCUUGAGAACAUCACAAUCCCUGGUAUAAAUUGGUACGGUAUCGCAGAAAAUGAAUCUAAAAACACUGGUGCCUGGUUUCACAGACCUGCCGACAAACUCAGGUUAAACCUGAGAAACAUGUUAAUUGGGUUGUAGUGUAUCCAAAUUGUUUUUUGUAGCCUUCUGCUUAUAUAGAGCUAUUCUUCACCCUCCUUCAUGAGCUAAACACCAGCAGUAUAAAGCUAUGGACUGCUUAUAUGUUGGGUUUUAUUCUGCAAAAUAAUCUUUAUCAGAUCACUGUUAUAUUUUUAUAUUUACAGUUCAACCACUGCUCAAAAGCCAAGUGGAUAAUUUUAAAACCAGACACAGAUAAUGUAUUACUGCAAUAAUUCUUACUGUUUGAGGUGUUGUAAAAGUUGGGGUAUGAAGCACACGUUCGGAUUGCUGUUACCACGGAUGUGACAUGUCACGGCUGUGGGUGUGUGAUCGUAGGAUUUUUUUGGUCAGUGUCAACAGAGCACCCGGCUGUGUGUUUUCGAGAUGGUUACUCUGCAUCUUGCAUUUCUUUCAGAAAAGUAUAUCUGUCUCCUGUCCCAGUGAAAACACAUCCUCCAAAUUUCUGUCUCCGUACACUGGCUUCGCGAGAAUCCAUGGAAAAAGUGUAAGGUAUUUUUACAUAUUUCUUUUUUUUAUUUUUACGUCUUCCGUUCUUUUCCGUUCUGUGUGUAAAAAAAAAAAAAUAGAACAAUAUUUGAAAAAGUAAAAUAGAAGGAAUUCUAAAUGGGGGGAAAAACCCACCAACAAUGGUGCAAUCAUUGCAUAAACCAGUGUGAGGUUUUACCUGAAUUCUAAUAAACAAGCAAACUGCGUUUCCUUAAAAACUGAGUCGAAUCAUGUCUAACUGUCAGUACAGUAAACCAGGAAAAUUCUGUUAAAAGUUUAAAAGCAACUUGCACAGAAAUGGAUUUUUAAAAGCUGACUAGAUUAGCGCUGGUAAGAAACCGGCCUAAGUAAAAAAAAAAAAAUUGACAUUCACUUGCAUUUUUUAUUUAUUUCAUGUACAUGGAAUUUACGGUUAAUUUCCCCCCCCUUUGAUGUUGAAAGAGAAGCUGCUAAGUGCUUAAAUGGUACCUGCGUUUAUAACACUCUGUAUGAAGCUGUUCCUGAAACAAGAGACACUCUGACUCUUGUGAUUCCGUGUGUGCGUGUUUGCACGGAAUUAUGGGUAGAUGCAAGACGCCAUUCUGAUAGCAAAGCAUCACAUUAGAUCAUUUGUUUUUGUAUUUUGUUGUACCUAAUGUAACAAUGCAAUGAUUUGUGGACCCAGGACAUACUUGAAAACGAGAGAAAUCUCAAUGUAUCUUUCCUGGUAAAAUAUUUUAUAAAUAAAUAAAUAAAUAAAAUACACAAAACAUUUAUUUUGGUAUCAACUGCACAUUUUUUUUAAAAUAAGAAAUAUUAUUAAAGUCCAGAGGGUACUCUUUAUUUAGUUGCUUUUUGUAUUAUUUUGUGCUUAUAAAAAGAAAGACUGCACUCACCUGAACAUGUACAUUUUUUUUUAUUUUUUAUAAACUGCUAUAUUAGUGCAACAUAGAGAAUACAGUGCACUUACCUUGUGACUCAUUAUAAAGAGAACAACAUUAUUAUAUGAUCGUACAUUGUGUGAGCCUGCCAUAAAAUGGAACACAUUGAUGUAGAAGACCUAUUCAUUGCAUGAUAAUAUAUUGUUUUUUUUGUGUUAUGUGUUUUUAACAAUUUUGUGAUCUUUAAAAUUAGUCUGAGUGGAUUCUCUGUGUGUGUGUGUGUGUGUGUAUGUAUGUAUUAGUGAUGUAUGUACGUGUGCAUAGAUGUGUGUGUGUAUGUAUGUAUUAGUGAUGUAUGUACGUGUGCAUAGAUGUGUGUGUGUAUGUAUGUAUUAGUGAUGUAUGUACGUGUGCAUAGAUGUGUGUGUGUGUGUAUGUAUGUAUUAGUGAUGUAUGUACGUGUGCAUAGAUGUGUGUGUGUGUGUGUGUGUGUAUGUAUGUAUUAGUGAUGUAUGUACGUGUGUAUGGAUGUAUUACUGAUGUAUGUACGUGUGCAUAGAUGUGUAUGGAUGUAUUACUGAUGUAUGUACGUGUGCAUAGAUGUGUGUGUGUAUGGAUGUAUGUAUUAGUGAUGUAUGUACGUGUGCAUAGAUGUGUGUGUGUGUGUGUAUGGAUGUAUUAGUGAUGUAUGUACGUGUGCAUAGAUGUGUGUGUGUAUUGAUGGAUGUAUUAGUGAUGUAUGUACGUGUGCAUAGGUGUGUGUGUGUGUGUAUGGAUGUAUUAGUGAUGUAUGUACGUGUGCAUAGAUGUGUGUGUACAUAUAGAUAAUGUUUAUAUACCUCUGUCAGAUUUCUUUAUGAUUCUUUGUCUCCCCUCCUUCCACCAGAUAACCUGCAUGGAUGUGUCCAGCGGAGGGGGACUGGGGCUCUCUACCAGUACAGAUGGAUCUAUGAAGAUCUGGCAAACUAAUAACGGGGAAAUUAGAGUAAGUUCGAUUGCUCUGUGUUUAUUUAACCCUUUGAAUGUCUAAAAUAACAAUUAUGUAAACCCAGAUAUGUAAGGACUAUAUAACACAGCUACCAAAACAUAGUAACAAAUGUCAACAUUUCUCAGACUCUAGUCCUUAGAGCUACAAUCGCAAACUCCAUUCUGCAUGUUAAACCCAGCAUGUACUGGCAAAUACCAAUAUCACGUUUAAAGUCUGCCAGUUUACCAGUCAGGACUGACCCCCAUCCCCUGCACAGUACAGUCUGGACGUUACAAUAUUAAAGGGACAGUGUAUCCUCCAAAUCACUUUAAAAUGCAGGAUUUCAGCCGCAUUCUCUCUUUGUAUUCAGUCGAAUGUUGACCCAUCCCAUAAAAUUCUAGAGCUUAGUUGUUCUCAUUUCUUUAGUGAAAUUACCUUCAGUGUUUCUUACUAAAGCCAAAAUAGAGGGAUGAAGUUGGUGACGGCUGCUGCUUCGGUCAUAUUUCCCAGCAGAUCCCUGACAAUGAGUGGAUUGUUUGUAGCGCUGUAAUAUGUUCUCAUACAAUGGACGGACCGUCCAGGUGAUAACGUUGCGUGUUUUGUUCCUUCUGCAGAGGGUUCUGGAAGGUCACAUUUAUGAUGUAAACUGCUGCAUGUUCUUCCCCUCCGGGAUGGUGGUGCUCAGCGGAGGGAUGGAUUCUCAGAUUAAGAUCUGGUCGGUGGAAGACGCCAGCUGCCCGGUUACCUUUAAAGGUCAUCAAGCAGGUAAUCAGGGCCGUAGCUCCCCCAGCCUGGAAUCCCAUGUACUUCUAUAGCGACUUUUUGUCACAUAAUGGAAUAUUACUGAGUACAGUCUACACUGUUAGCAUGGUUUAUAUUGGUGCCGCUUUUAUUUUUUUUAUUUUUUUUUUUAUCAUCACAAAAACCCAACAAUUCUUCUUACACUUUAAUAUAUCCCAGCAUGCAUCUCACUUGCUGUUUUUGAUUGGUUGCCAAAUUCUGCUAUUGCAAGCUUGAUUUAAUAAUAUCUAGAAGAAUUUGCAGAUGAGGAAUCGGGUUACUUUAACUUGCGUCAUCUUUUACCAUUAGAGUAUGUUUAAAAGCAGCCCUUAAAAUAAAUGGCCAGCUUUUUAAAUGGCCACUAAACACCUUUUGUUUUAUUACAGGGAUGUUUUCCUAAUCUCUACCAGCUUCUCUGUUUCUUUAAUACCAAUUCUGUCUCCCAUAAGAUUGUAUGGGAGAUGGUUUGUUUAUUAAUCCGAAUCUGACGAUUUUAUUAAUACUAAGAAGUUUCUAAUUAUAGAAUUCAUUGUCAAGCACUAUCACAUAACCUGUGGUAUUUUACCACCCGACAUUACAAAAAAAAAAAAAAAAAAGAGAGAGAGGGGAUGGAAAAAAUCCACCCCCAAGGGGUUCACAGCAAACAGCCCCAUGGGAGAAGCAGAAUGUGUAUGCGUCAUAUUAAAGGUCCUGUUUUGUAGGAAUCUUGGACUUGGCGGUGGUGGAUCGUGGAAGGAACGUGUUGUCUUGUUCUCGGGAUGGCACAGCCAGACUUUGGGAUUGCGGUAGAUCCUCCUGCCUCGCCGUGGUUGCAGAGUGUGGUGUUCCUAUUAACGGCAUGUGCAUAGGGGUGCCUGACAACACUGUGAAUCUGGGAUCCCAUGAAGAACCACCGAGUAAGUCAUUGGGUCCCUAUCAGCUUUCUUUAUUGGUGGAUAUAGGUGUUUAAUAGGUUAGAGAGUAAAAAAAAAAAAAAAGUUAUUUUUUUUCUUAUAUCCAGCGUGGGCCAGGCACUCACUCUCCGCUCUUGUGCUGGCCUCAGUGCAAACGUUGCACUCAGGACUUUGUAGCACAAUAAUCAUUUAUUGUGUAAAACAAGUUGGCAUUUCAGUCCCAUGUGGACUUUUAUCAUGACAUCCAUACAAAACCAUGAAGCACAAUAUAUAGGGUGUAAAACGGAAGUGAUCAUGCAAGACAUCAUAAAUUAGCUAAUACAAUUGCAUUAAAAAUAAUUCCAUAAACCAAUUAGUUUGACACACCUCUCCAGUGACUGAUUCCCUAACUGUCGCUGUAGUCAUGUGAGCAAUAGAGCAGAAUGAUAAAAACUCUGAUAACUCAGAUAAGUGUGCCAAAUAUCCCAGCGAUAGCGAGAGAGAAAGCUAGUGAACCUCUGAGUGAAAUGCAGAAGUAAUCCUCAUUAAAUGCUGAAAUAAGAGUUUAAGGAAAUAAUGAAAGUCCUACUUGCUGCGAAGUGUUAGGAAGACUCAAGCAUAACUCCAGAUCAUCCAGAGACAGAAACUAGGUAAACGUAAAGUAAGAUCCCUAUUCAGAAAAUGUUGAAGGGAAGUACAUAAAAAGUUGUGACCAUGUGUUGGUGAAAAAUGAGAUAUCAGUUCUGCAGUCGCAAGUAUCUGUUUGAGCACAUAAACAGGACUUUGCGUCAAAGAUCCACCUUUCACAAGAGACAGCACGAAACAAAAUAGAGGACAUACAUUAAGCCAGGCAACAUAAGGACAGAAACAAAAAAAAAUCAAGAAAUGCAAUAAAAUGAACUUGUAGUGGAACCUAGCUAACAGCAUGCUAUCCAAAUAACCUUAUCCUAAUGCAAGGAUGACCCAUAGGGGAGUAUCAGUAUAUUACACUGAGGCUAAGUUCCAUAUAGAAUCUAGGAGGACUUACCCUGGAAGAAGCACACCAUCUGCAGGAAAAUAAAGAUAAGGCACAUAGACAUGGAAAUCUUAGCUAUUUAUGUCACAGCCAAAAAAACUAUAAAGUAAGUUCUGCUCAUUGAGUCCUCCCGGUGCCACAGUCCACAAUCUUCUGGUUCCGGGAAGCCUCGUGUUUCAGUAAUUCACGAUCCCAGGCCUCUCCACGGGGGAGUGGAGGUAUGUGGUCGAUUUUCAUUUGCAAUCUGAGCCCUGGGUGUGCCUUGUCUGAACUGGAUUAUGAUGUCAUGUGCGAAGUCUUUAAAAGAAAAACCACAUCACAAGAAAAAGAAAAGUUAUAUUUUGGGUGAUUUUUAAUGUUUUAUGGAAUGGUGUCGUUUCUCGAAGUGUCAGUUCCUCUGCCGUCACAUUCUAUGUUUCUAAAUGUUUCUUCGGAGCCAGUAUUGCACAAAAGUGAUAGAAUUUUAAGUUGUCAUUAAAUAGGUUGAUGUAUAAUAGUGAAAUCAAUAAAUUAAAGAAGAAAAUUUUUAACAUAACAUUUUGGUUAAUUUUAGCAUGUUUUCCCUUAUAAUACCGUGCAUUGUGCUUUGUGUUUAUAUCACAGGCGACCGCGAAGUGGGGACUGGAGGGAAGUUAUUGCUGCUGGCGCGAGAGGAUAAAAAGCUGCAGGGAGUGAGUGUGCAAAGUCGUACGCCUGUGAGUACCGCCCAAUGCGACUUACCUGGUCUGCUCUUAUAAUACAUUCAGCAUGGCUUGUGAUUACUGGAAACCUGAUUUUUCUAAAUGUAACUCCUUACAGCAGUCGUUAGGAGUCCGUUUUAAAGAAUGUUCUCGUGGAAUUUGUCCUUUCUCCAUAUGCACAUACUGUAAUGAAUUUAGUUUCAGAUGUUUAAUGACACUUUAAGUUUUAGUCAGUAAACUUGGAUUUACAGCAGUUACAAUUAUUUAUAUAGCGCCAACAUAUUCCGCAGCGCUGCAAGUACAAAACUCUGCAGAGAUGCAGACAUUUUCCAGACCCCAUAUACAAAAGCCAUAUUUAUAUUUGCUAGUGAUUUCGACAGUCCAAUCCAUGAAAUAAAACGUGUGUGUCUAUCUGAUGCAGACCUUUCAUUAAUAUAUUUUAUUGGUCUGGUCGAAAAUCACAAUGCAUCAUGGGGGAUGUGGUUCUGUAACCGCUGAACCUCUACCUUUUAGUCACCCCUAUUUUAUAUCGUACGCGAUGAUGGAGAUUUACUGUGCUCUGUGUUCUGGAUUGUUUUCCAGAUAUUUGUCUUCGAUGGAUCCGAUGCAUUUAACUGCUGCACCUUCCUUUCCAGUAUGAGCGUUCUGGCGGGAACCCAGGAUGGUAACAUAUACACACUGGAUGUCAGGAAUACAAGGUGAGCAUUGAAUAUUGCUUUCAUGGGGGGGACCAUAUAGUGAGAAGUUGUUUUUACAAGUUUUUUGGUUUUCUAUUUCUCACAGGACCCCAGUGCAGACUCUGUGCAAGUCAGGGGCCCCAGUGCUUUCCUUGAUGCCCUUUGGAGAAGGAUUUAUUGCUAGCCAAGGUAUCCUCACAGACACAAUAUGGGAUUAAAGAGGGUGACGUUUAUUUAAUAAGACUUUACCAUUUUUACUUAAUGUAAAUCGAACUUAAUUCAGUGUAAGUGAAAUAGAACAUACAAGGUUAUUCAGGAAAGUGCGAAUUCAACGUGCUUUUUACAUUUCAGGCCAAUUGGAAACAUUCUGUUAGUUCUGUUUGGCAACUUCGGCCUAAAACAUGAAAUUCACACCUUGAAUUCUCACUUUAGUAAAAUGCCCUGAGAGUGUCUUUACUUGUAUUCCUUCAUAAAAUGUAGGUUUUAUAACACAGGAGGCUACUACCAAUUUAUCUCCAUCAACCCCCAUGUUCUUUGCAUCACUCUGCUAACUGAAUGUAUCUGGCUCUGAUAAUUUUAUCCAUUUAAACCUCUAAAGCUGAUUUGCUUCCUCGGUUUAGGUGAUGGAACCUGUUUCGUUUUACAACAAGACUCUGCUCAGGUUCUGGAACUCAUUGGACCAGACUAUGACCCUGUAUACAAGGUACGGUACCAGACUGUGGGGAAGACAGAGAGACCGUACAGUUAUGUGAAUAUUUCUCCCCACUCUACUGUCCGUAGCGAGGGGUGGUAUUUACAGAAAAGAUUAUCAAUUAACGCUAGGGUUUUUCCUCGUUACGUGGAUGCUCGACAAUGUCCGCGUUCUGCCAAUCCAUUGUUUUCUCAUAGAGAAGCAUUAGCCGCGUUUGUAGGCGAUGAUACCAAAUGCAAUUGUAUAAGGUGUUUAGGAGGAAACUGCUCUAAAGGCUGUCAGUAUGGCAAAAACUAGAGGCAAGUUCUCUGAGAAAUGUAAACCUUUUUAUUUCAUGACCAUGUUUUCAACAGUCCAAACAAAAAAGGAAGAAUGAGGAGGUAGGAAAAGAAUAAUAAAAUGUGUGCGCUAGCUUGUAGAAAUUGCCAGGUCAGAGAUAGGAAGUACAAUUAUUUAUCUGUGAUACCUGUAUCUUAAUGGAACUCAGAGACACUUUAGUGGACUAACAGCAGAAAGUCACCAACAUAUUCUGCUUGAUUAUAACCAUAACAAGUGCUAAGAGGGGAGUUCUUUAGCCAUUGCAAUUCCCCUCUCCUACCCACAGCAAUCUUGGGUAGUAGUUGUGGUUUUUUAACACAAUAAGACUUCCCAAAGAGCUGGACAUGCAAGGUUUAGCUAUGUUAUUAGAUGUCAUAGACAUUUCCGGUCCUUGAAGGCCAUGAGGGAGCCAAGAGUUAGACAACUAGCCUUUAACUUUUCUCUGCUGAUACAAUGCGUGUCAUUUGUAACCCUGCUCUUCUUAUCGUUGUCCUGUUUGUGCUGUCUUGCAGGUGGCAGCCAUGGAUAAACUUGUCUAUACUUGCUGUAGAGAUGGAAUUAUCCGGAAAUAUCAGCUUACGGAUCUGUGACCAACAUGUGGAAUAUAUGGAGGGAUGAUCGGGCCGAAAUCUGACUGAAAAGAUUUGUGCAUUCUUUUGAAAAGACUCUAAGACUCUUAUUUGUUAAAAAAAAAAAAACUUGUAUUAAAUACGAUUUCUUCAUCAGUCCUAUUUUUUGGACUUUCAUUUGUAGUGACAAAAACAUGUUACAAG
Molecule: messenger RNA, 14751 nt
Organism: Pelobates cultripes (western spadefoot toad)
Lineage: Eukaryota; Metazoa; Chordata; Amphibia; Anura; Pelobatidae
Source: the annotation of a GenBank genome assembly